This is a messenger RNA of Oryza brachyantha (malo sina), 982 nucleotides long. Its product is annotated as vesicle transport protein SFT2B. Lineage: Eukaryota; Viridiplantae; Streptophyta; Magnoliopsida; Poales; Poaceae. The coding region runs from base 55 to 552 and encodes 165 amino acids. The record is from RefSeq and is a predicted model, not a curated record. The transcript has 6 exons. Gene Ontology annotation, cellular component: membrane. Gene Ontology annotation, biological process: vesicle-mediated transport.
CAGCCUCGCUCUUCGCCUCCCUGAUUCGACCCACCCAAGGCCGAGGAGGCGACGAUGGACGCCCUCACCCGCCUCCACCGCUCCCUCGCCGGCGGCGACGACGAGGAGCAGCCGGAGGACUCCAUCCUUGGCGACACCGAGGGCAUAUGCUCUCUCUCCCCUGUCCAGCGGGUCUACGGCUUCGCCGCGUGCUUGGUUGCUGGUCUGGCGCUGAUGAUCCUGUCACUUCUAGUCUUCAUCAGGCCCAUCAAAUUUGCAGUCAUGUUUACAUUUGGAAACAUACUGGCAGUUGGGAGCACAGCCUUCCUAAUGGGGCCAAGUCAACAGUUGAGGAUGAUGCUUGAUCCAGUUCGUGUUUAUGCAACAGCUAUUUAUGGUGGAUUUGUUGUUUUGGCUCUAAUUUUUGCUCUUUGGAUCCAUUCCAAGGUUCUAACAUUGAUUGCAAUCAUUUGUGAGAUCUGUGCCCUGUUCUGGUAUAGUUUGAGCUACAUCCCUUUUGCUCGGCGAAUGGUGUCCGACCUGAUGGUGAAGCUGUGUGACACUGAACUUUAACCUGAUGGUGAAGUUCAUGGGCAUGCUCUUCAGGAAUCAAGAUGCCUUAAGGUGCUUGCCCGUGUUACUGCAAUACUGCUUCUCCGGUUCUCCCCUAACCCUUUAUUGCUCGUUCACUUCCGUCCUUUCAAUCUAGAUUUUGUUGAUGAACGCAGACAAAGCUGUAUCUUUUGUAUAAAUGUAUUACAUCAUGCACUUUGCAACAUUGUAACCGAAUAUGUGUCUGAAACUGGUCACAGCCCACGACAGAGCCAGACAUUAUGUAUACAUUUUUUUUUUUGGUCCGCAUCACUCUGUACUAUUUUAAAUAUCUCGGUGGCAGUGAAUCUUUACAGUUUCUUUUGUAAAUUAGCCUAUGUAAUUAGAGCCAGACAUUAUGUAUACAUUUUUUUUUUGUCCGCAUCACUCUGUACUAUUUUAAAUAUCUCGU